UUGCGUGCGCUCCACCAGAGGACCCAAACUAAUCAGCACCAGCCUUUGUAUGAGUUUUUCUUUUUAAAUCAGAGUUUUGUUAAAGCUUGGCUCUCUUUAAAGUCCCAAUGGAUGCUGCUGUGAAUCGGCCAACCCGUCCACACUCUAUAGACAGUGUAAGAAGACUGUCUACCCAAGGCUGCUUUGAGAACACCCUGAAGUUUAUUUGUGAAUUUAAGCCUGGUGAUGAGGAUCAGGAUAUCAGCAUGGGCUGCGAGCCGAUAUCAGUCACCCUCCCUGCACAGUGUAGUGUCUACCAAUUGAGGCUACGCAUCUGUAUGGAGGCACAGGAGCAAAACUGCCACCCAGACCCUUUUGCAAUAUUGGACCCCGAGAAAUACAGCCUGCUCUAUGCCAGGGGUGGCGACUGGUAUGAAGCCUACGAUGACUGUCAGGUUAUCAGGACAUUAGACAUUCCAUGGUCACGUAAUGACCCUCAUUGCCUAUCAGCACGCAUAAUAGUAAAACCGCCUGUGGCAGUUGAUCCAGAGGAGAACGAGAAACAACAGCAGUGCCUGACUUAUCUGAUCGGACAUGACCUGGAGAAAGAAGCAUCUGAUAGACUUGGUGAGCUCACCUUCACCCGUCGGAAACUGGCAUCUGCUAGGAAAAAAGAGCUGAAGAAACGGGAUGACAAGUUGUAUGCCACAGAGCCUUGGAUAACGCAUACCGCCUUACCAGAAGAACUACAAGAAUGGCAGAACAGAGACUUUCCUGUCACUUUCCACUACAUGAGCAGGAUCAGCUUCAGCAUAAAGGCUGACCUCAGCACAACACCACAACUACUUCUUAAAGUUUUUGAAAGGGUGAUGAAUGACCGAGGGAUUAAAUACGAUGGGCCUGACAAUCUCGUGUUGAAAGUUGCAGGCAGGGAGGAGUUUUUAUCUGGAGACUACGCCCUGAACGAUUUCCUCUGGGUGCGACAGUGCCUGAAAACCAACCAAGAGCUUCACCUCUUUGUUGUCCCCGUGUCGCAGCUUCCCUCGGAGGCUGUCAAAUUUGUGGACUGGCCACUUGUUGAUGGUUUUAGCGGCCAGUUCAGUUCCCACAAUGAUCUCAGCCUUAAAGGGAAGGAUUUGGAUGACAUCUUCAUGAUAUCCUUGUGGGACUGCAACAGAAAUUUCAGAGUCAAAUUGCUUGGAUUUGAUAUCCCACAACUUCCAAGCAAAUGCCCUCAGUCUGUUUAUGUUGAAGCAUCCAUACUCCAUGGUAACAAGGUCCUCUCUUCAGUGUCCUCCAUUCCCAAGCCCCUUUCAGAUGAAGUGCUGUGGAAUGAGUGGCUGGACUUUGAUGUUCUUCUUAGGGAUCUGCCACGUGGAGCUAAGCUGGGUCUCACUAUUAACGAAAGUCCUAGUGACAUGUCUGCAGCAACAAAAGUCCCAUCGCCUUCAAGCAACAAAACAAUAGACUUGCUGAAAGGGAGAGGAAAAGUGCUCUACUUUGUCAACCUACUCCUCAUAGAUCACAGGUCUGUUCUGAGCCAGGGGCCCUACACACUGCACAUGUGGUCACACCCUGGCCUGGAUGAUGAGGCCAUCACCUACCAAGCAGACAAGCUGUCAACUGCUACUAACCCAGACAUAGCUGACUCCAUGGCUAUCAGCUUCCUUUUAGACCGCUACAGCUUUCCUGUGGUUGUCCCAAAUACUGUUACCAACUCUGAAUGUUCCAAUUCCAGAGAACAUGAGAAUCACGAAUCUCAUGUCCCCCCACCCUUGCCUAUCAAAAGAUAUUCUUUGCCAGCAAACUCACUGGCUGACAAUGUAACUCUCAAAUCCCCAACUACAGCCAUCAACACCAAAAAGCCAUGCCUCAGAAGGUUUCGGGAGGAGAGUGUCCGUUAUGCCUCCAGUCUACCCCAGUACUUGCGUAAUGUUGACUGGAUGAACCGCAAUUCGGUUGAAGAUGUCCACUGGCUACUGGGAUACUGGCAAUCUGAGGAACUGGAUGUAACAGUGGCAUUGGAGCUACUAAGCAUGGAUUUUGCAGAUGAGUUUGUCAGGAGACUGGCAGUGAAGAGACUGGAGAGUCUGUCGAAUGAUGAUGUGCUGAAGUAUUUGCUUCAGCUUGUGCAGAUCCUAAAAGUGGAACCUUACCAUGACAGUUUCCUUGCUCGGUACCUCAUCCAAAGAGCUCUGCGGAGCAAAAGAAUCGGACACUUCUUCUUCUGGUACGUUCGCAGUGAGGUAGCAGGGUGCCCGUAUUUCCGACAGCGCAUGGCUGUGAUUCUGGAGGCCUACCUGCUGGGCUGUGGUCAGGCCAUGCUCGACAGCUUCACCCAGCAGGUCCAGGCGGUGGAGGCCCUGCAGGAGGUCGCUGUCAUCAUUAAAAACCUGUACCCUGACAAGACCAACCUUGAUUCUACAACUCCCUUCCGGCUUCAGGGACUUCUUAGAGACAGUAACCUGCCAAAUGAAUUCUUGCUGCCCUUUGACCCUCGCAUUAAAUGUGGAAGGAUCCUGCUCGAUAAAUGCAAAGUAAUGGCCUCAAAGAAGAAGCCUCUGUGGCUGGAGUUCUCUCCCAUGCCAUCGCCUACCUCCGCCACACCUGUUGGAAUAAUCUUCAAAGAGGGGGAUGACCUCAGACAGGACAUGCUGGUCAUUCAGGCACUGGUGCUGAUGGACUCCAUCUGGAAGGAGAAAUCCCUGGACCUCAAUCUUGUUCCAUAUGGCUGCAUCUCCACUGGACACAACAUAGGUAUGAUUGAGAUUGUGAGGAAUGCAACAACGAUCGCUGCGGUCCAGAGGAGCCAAGGAGGAGCAACUGGAGCCUUCAAAAAUAAUGCUCUGUUUGAGUGGCUCAAGUCCAAGUGUCCACUACAGGAAAUUCACUUCAAGAACGUGGAGAGAUUUGUGAAUUCCUGUGCUGGUUACUGUGUGGCCACAUAUGUACUGGGUAUAGGCGAUCGACACAAUGACAACAUCAUGAUCAGAGAAGACGGGAACUUGUUUCACAUUGACUUCGGACACAUCCUGGGUAACAGGAAGCACUUUCUUGGCGUGAACAGGGAGCGAGCACCUUUCGUCCUCACACCUGACUUCCUGUAUGUCAUGGGCAGGGUCGAUGGUCGCAACAGCCUCUACUUUCAGCGUUUUAGGGACACCUGCACAGAAGCAUACCUCUCCCUGCGCUCCCACUCUCGUCUGUUGGUGACUCUUUUCUCCCUCAUGCUGCUCACGGGCAUCCCAGAGCUGAGCGCUGCAGAGGAUAUGCGCUACUUGCGGGUGGCACUCCAGGAGGAGCAGAAUGAGGCAGAUGCCAGGGAGCACUUUCUCCAACAAAUCUCUGAGUGUGAGAAGCUGGGCUGGACUGUGCAGGCCAACUUCUGGAUCCACAUGAUGGGAGGCAUCAAGUAGACUAAUGCAUUUUGCUCUGCCUUAAAAAUAAGUGAACGUUUUUCUGUGGAAGCUUUUUAGUUUUACAGGUGUAUUUUUUAUAUUUAUGUAAUAUCACUGAGCCUUGGGCUGUUUUUACAGGAAGUAAGGGGGUGGGAAACUUGUGUAUAAACAAUGGAUAUCUGUCAUAACUUAGAAUCUGCUGUUUAUUGUAAAAUCUGUAGAAGGGUUAUAAUUCUCAUAUAAUACUCAAAUAAAAACUAGACUCUAAAAAAGAAAGAAAAACUGAAAGGAUAUGGUGUACUUAGAAAUAUGACCACCAAUAAAAUAAAAAUACAGUUUAGUUUUAGUCUAUGUCAGCUUGGUACACAUGUUUAUUAAGACUAGAGACAAACUGAUUUUUAAAACCAGUACCAAUACCAUUAUUUUGUGAUUUAAAA
This is a messenger RNA of Pundamilia nyererei, 3814 nucleotides long. RefSeq names its product phosphatidylinositol 4,5-bisphosphate 3-kinase catalytic subunit gamma isoform. The record is from RefSeq and is a predicted model, not a curated record. Gene Ontology annotation, cellular component: phosphatidylinositol 3-kinase complex, class IB; phosphatidylinositol 3-kinase complex, class IA; plasma membrane. The coding region runs from base 108 to 3395 and encodes 1095 amino acids. Gene Ontology annotation, biological process: phosphatidylinositol 3-kinase/protein kinase B signal transduction; cell migration; phosphatidylinositol-3-phosphate biosynthetic process. Gene Ontology annotation, molecular function: 1-phosphatidylinositol-4-phosphate 3-kinase activity; 1-phosphatidylinositol-3-kinase activity. The transcript is spliced from 12 exons. NCBI's taxonomy places the organism in Eukaryota, Metazoa, Chordata, Actinopteri, Cichliformes, Cichlidae.